Molecule: messenger RNA, 714 nt
Organism: Nipponia nippon (crested ibis)
Lineage: Eukaryota; Metazoa; Chordata; Aves; Pelecaniformes; Threskiornithidae
Source: RefSeq, a predicted model, not a curated record
AGAUUAGCGGACAUGUCCAUAGCACUCAAGCAAGUCUUUAAUAAAGAUAAGACCUUCCGCCCAAAACGGAAGUUUGAACCUGGAACCCAGAGGUUUGAACUUCAUAAACGAGCGCAGGCCUCUCUGAACUCAGGCGUGGACUUGAAAGCAGCUGUGCAGUUGCCCAGUGGAGAAGACCAAAAUGACUGGGUGGCUGUCCAUGUUGUUGACUUCUUCAAUAGGAUCAACCUCAUUUAUGGAACUAUCUGUGAGUUCUGCACAGAGAGGACCUGCCCAGUGAUGUCUGGAGGCCCUAAGUAUGAGUACCGGUGGCAGGACGACGUGAAGUACAAGAAGCCCACAGCAUUGCCAGCACCCCAAUAUAUGAAUCUUCUCAUGGACUGGAUCGAGGUGCAAAUCAACAAUGAGGAUAUAUUUCCUACAAGUGUAGGUGUUCCCUUUCCAAAGAACUUCCUUCAGAUCUGCAAGAAGAUACUCUGCCGGCUUUUUCGGGUGUUUGUUCACGUCUACAUCCAUCACUUUGACCGUAUCAUCCUUAUGGGAGCUGAGGCCCACGUCAAUACCUGUUACAAGCAUUUUUAUUACUUUGUUACAGAGCUCAACCUCAUAGACCGCAAAGAACUAGAGCCUUUGGAAGCAGAAUUUGCAAAAGCUAUUAGGGUCUGGGUGACAGAAGAUUUCAACGUUAAACAUGUUCAGGCAAUUACAUAUUGA